Messenger RNA from Cyanistes caeruleus (blue tit), 499 nucleotides. The record is from RefSeq and is a predicted model, not a curated record. Lineage: Eukaryota; Metazoa; Chordata; Aves; Passeriformes; Paridae.
CACAAUAAUUAAUUUAUGGGAGGUGUUGCCCAAGCAUUCAAAGAGAAGAAAUUAAGUGGAUCCCAGCAGGAAGGAGCAGAUGGAGCGAAGGUUAAGACAGAAUCUGCUGCAGCCAAGCCAUCAGGUCCCGUUGCAGAGACAUUCCGAGUUAUUCAAGGGGCACUGACUGAAGAGCAUGUGAAAAGUACUCAGGGUGUCUUUCAGUUUGAGCUGUCUGGUGACGGUGGAGGCACUUGGUAUAUUGACCUGAAGACCAAGGGUGGGAGCGCUGGCUUCGGAAAGCCUCCGGUGACAGCUGAUGUGGUUAUGAGCAUGUCGAGCGUCGACUUUGUGAAAAUGUUCACAGGUGAGGGACAAAGGCCUUUGUCAAGGGACACAGCUCCCAGGGCCCAGAAAAGCUUCUGCUGAUGGGGGAGUAGAGCAGCUUCUUGCUUUGUGAUCUGGGAUUGGAGGAACUCUCAGCUUUUUGUGGCUCAAGGGAAAGUGCAGGCGGGAACUG